This is a messenger RNA of Arabidopsis thaliana (thale cress), 1160 nucleotides long. Its product is annotated as CASP-like protein (DUF1677). Lineage: Eukaryota; Viridiplantae; Streptophyta; Magnoliopsida; Brassicales; Brassicaceae. The transcript has a single exon. The record is from RefSeq and is marked reviewed. Bases 139 to 642 code for a protein of 167 amino acids.
GUCGCUAUAGCGUGAGCACGUACGUGAGAUGGCAAUGCUGAACCACACAAUACACAUGAAUAUGUCAACACAGACAGCACCGCUUAUAAAUACCAAAGCUUAGCGCAGACGCUCUAGGUGAAAAAAAGAAGAUUGGAUAUGGCAGCAAACGGGAGAAGGAAGAGCGUGAGCGGAAGCUUGGUGAAGCCGCCCCCGCCAAAGGUAGGGAAAAAGUCACUGCAUAGGUCCCUGUCAGACAUAUCGCUGGAUUAUCACAGAGAAGAAGAGAAAGGACUGGGGACGAUAGUGGAGGUAGAGAAGGCAAAGUGCGAGUGCUGCGGGAUGAGGGAGGAGUGCACGAUGGAGUACAUAGAGAGGGUGAGGGAGAAGUUCUUUGGGAAGUGGAUAUGCGGACUGUGCUCAGAGGCGGUGAAGGAGGAGAGGGAUAAGAGGGAAGAGGAAGGGCUAGAAGGGGCCUUGAAGGAGCACAUGAGCGCCUGCCUCAGGUUCAACAAGCUCGGGAGGGAGUAUCCGGCUCUCUUCCAAGCUGAUGCCAUGAGAGAUAUGCUCCGGAGAAGCACGAGGGGUCAGUCUAUUAUCCCUAAGCCCGCCAUUUCCCGUACUUCAAGCUGUAUUCCUGCCAUCACCAGGGACCUUAAUUAAUUUGUCUCUUCUAAUAUCUUAACGUUUAAUUUAGUCCCUAGCUAGCUAUAGCUACUAGUACUCUAAACACUCAUAUAUAUAUAUAUACUACAGUACUAAUUAAUAAAACUGAUCCAGAUAUCCUGGUCAAGCGUAAUAUAAGUUGUAUUUAAUUCCUAUGUAUUUUCGUUUCUUUCAAUCCAAAGGAACCAGAUACUUUUUUCUAUAGAAAUGAAGGGAUCAUGAACUGUCUAUAUAGAUUUGUUUUUUCGCUAUAAAUUUUCAAUUCAGAGGAAUAGAAUGGAUGUGGGAUGGGAUGAUCAAUGAUGGGUCCAUUCUUGCAAAUCUCUUAUUCAGGUGAACUCAUCAUAUAUAACCGCUAGUUUACCACCCGGCCGAGUGGACGACCUAUUCGUAUAUCUGUUAUGACGACACGUGUCAACUUUUCUUUGGCUGUAUCCCCUUUCCUUUAAAUUCUGUCUCCGUUGAAUUCCGGAUAUAUAGAUUUAAGUUUGUGACUCCUCAAAUUUCUCUUCUCU